CCGUGCUGGCCAGAUCGAUGGCCGCUGGGAGAGGUGCUCGUGGUGCCGGGGCCGCUGCUGCCUCAGACACUCGCAGGACGUGGGACGGAAGAGUGGGCGCCAGCGGGCGCCGAGCUGCACACCACGUGAGCGCCUCCGGCACAAGGGACCGAUGGCUGCGGCGAUGAGCGGCGUCAGCCUGAUGGAGGCCAUCUCGGCGCGGCUGCGGCGCACUGACGUCACGCUGGAGCGCGCCGACAGCGGCGCAGAGGUCAUCAAGCUGGAGCGAGCCGACAGCAGCGAUGGCGCGCUGUCGCUGACGGCCGGCGGCCCGGCCGAGCUGCGCUGGCACAACGCGCCGAUCGCCACUUACGUGGCCGAGCAGCGUCUGUUUCGGUGCGGCCAGUGCGCCGUCACCGCGUUCCUGGCCCGUCCGAUGGCCGAGCACUGGCUGGGCGCGCACGCCGACUUCAAGGCGUUCCAGUGUCCGCACUGUCCGUACAUGAGCUCGUGGCAGCGGUGCGUGCGCAUGCAUCUGGUGCGUCAUCACGGCGACCGGGUCUCGGAGGUGGCCGAGUUCAGCAACAGCCACGUGAUGGCCGACAUCCUCGAGCGGCUAUCCGAGCUGAAGCGCGACUCCGAGCUGCGCGCACCGCCGUCGCCGGCCGACGACGAGCCCAUCGUCGAGGAAUUGGUGAUCGACGACGGCGCCGGCGGCAAGCGGCACCACUGCCCGCACUGUCCGUACUCGACGCACCGGCGAGACCUCUUCAACCGACACGAGAACAUCCACAAGUCGGACAAGCCCUUCCAGUGCUACAUCUGCCAGAGGAUGUUCAACCGGGCCGACCAUGUGAAGAAGCACUUUCUCAGGAUCCACCGCGACGAGCCGUAUGAUGUGACGCGCAUUCGGCGCAUCCCGCCCAAGACGCUGACGGCGCAGGUGUACUACUCGCGAGCGGCGUCGCUCACCUCCGACUCACAGCCGCCGCGCUCCCCGGAGAAGCCGGUGGCGGUUGCGCCGUCCCCUCCUGCACUGCCACCACCGCCGCCGCCGCCGCCCGCUCCAACCCCUCCGCGCGAAGACGUCAAGCCGCUGGUGCUGAGCCCGAACCCGCGUGUCGGCGUGCGCCGCUGGGCCGUGUCGCCGCCCGACAGUCCGGCGCCCACCAAACGGGCCGCCUCGCCGUGCGCCGAACAGAAGGAGAACCGACGCCAGCGGCGCGCCGACUCGACGCCCAGCGAGUCUGACGCCUCCUCCGGCACAGAGGCCGCCGAGGCCCCGGAGCGCGCCAGCCGCCAGGGCGCGUUCGCCUGCCCCGAGUGCCCUUGGCGUGGAUUCGACUCGUGGUGUCUGAAGCGGCACAUGAACACACACACCAAGCCGUACACGUGUCCCCUGUGUCCGUACAAAGCUGCGCGCUCCGAGAGGCUCACCUGGCACGCCGCGAAAGUGCACGGCAAGAAGAUCUGCAUCAAGUGUUUCUUUGUCUGCGACGACCAGAUGACGCUGAGCGUCCACCAGUUGAGCACCCACCAGAACGGGCAGAGUCGGCAGGGCUUCACGUGCGUCAUGUGCGCCUACACGUUCAAGCUGCACACCGAGCUGGAGGCGCACAUGGUGGCCGAGCACGGGCGCGCCAUGCUCGACUGUUCCGUGUGUAUGUUCCGUACCACGGACCCGGCCGUGCUGACCGACCACGUUCGCUACAGCCACCAGCAGCGGCCGGGCGCGCAGCCGAGUCCGGCGCUUCCCGCCAGCGGCGGCAGCGCUGCGCCGCCCGUCAUCCUGAACGUGCCGUCCGUGCGCAGCGAGCCCACGUCAUCGCCGCCGCCGGAUAGCUCCGAGCCGGCGCCGCUCCCACCCCCACCCCCGCCCCCACCUCCACCGCCGUGCGAGGAGUGUCGCCAGGUGCGACCACCUCUGGUGUGCACCCACUCGGGCGGCACUCUGCGCUGUCAGGCGGCGCGGUGCCGUUUCGAGGCCGGCGACGCGGCCACCCUGCAGACGCACGUGUCGGCGCGUCACGCGGACGGCGCGCUGCGGUGCCCGCACUGCGCCGCGCCGCUCGGCUCGGUGCUCGAGUUCUGUCUGCACUGGCCGCUGCACCACGUGGCGCUGUGCUGGAGCUGCGCGCAGCUCACCGAGCAGCACUUCACCGUGCUGCAGCACGCGCCGCCGCCGGCCUCGGCAGCGGCCGACCAGGCCGACCCGGCCGCCAUCGACUGCGGCUCGUUCCUCCGACUGGAGAUGAGGACCGAAGAGGAGGAGGAGGAGGCGCUCUUCACCGGCGAGGAGGAGGAGGAGGAGGCGGCCGGCGGUGAGCGGGGCGCCGUCAAGAGGAGCCGCAAACAGCCGCGGCCACAGCGCCGGCCGUCGCCGGAAGCCGAGGACGGACAGCAGGAGAACGACAAAGAGUAGAGGCCGGUCGAUAAAACCGGUAGCAGCGAGAUGGGACGGCGAUGCGAGAGCGCAUGCAAGG
Messenger RNA from Amphibalanus amphitrite, 2462 nucleotides. RefSeq names its product zinc finger protein 526-like. Gene Ontology annotation, cellular component: chromosome. The record is from RefSeq and is a predicted model, not a curated record. Gene Ontology annotation, biological process: regulation of transcription by RNA polymerase II. NCBI's taxonomy places the organism in Eukaryota, Metazoa, Arthropoda, Thecostraca, Balanomorpha, Balanidae. Gene Ontology annotation, molecular function: chromatin insulator sequence binding. Bases 152 to 2401 code for a protein of 749 amino acids. The transcript has 2 exons.